Gossypium arboreum is the source of this 1404-nucleotide messenger RNA. RefSeq names its product protein DETOXIFICATION 53-like. Lineage: Eukaryota; Viridiplantae; Streptophyta; Magnoliopsida; Malvales; Malvaceae. Gene Ontology annotation, biological process: xenobiotic detoxification by transmembrane export across the plasma membrane. The transcript has a single exon. The coding region runs from base 4 to 1404 and encodes 466 amino acids. Gene Ontology annotation, molecular function: antiporter activity; xenobiotic transmembrane transporter activity. The record is from RefSeq and is a predicted model, not a curated record. Gene Ontology annotation, cellular component: membrane.
UCCAUGCAGGUGGGAGAUGAAGUGCUGUCAAUUGGAAAGAUCGCAGGCCCAAUCAUAAUGACAACAUUGCUAAUACAUUCCAGAUCAAUUAUUUCUAUGCUUUUCCUCAGCCAUUUAGGCAAAGAAGAGCUUGCUGGAGGAUCCCUUGCAAUGGGGUUUGGAAACAUUACAGGGCUCUCUGUCAUCAAAGGCCUUGCCAUUGGGAUGGAUCCCAUCUGUGGUCAAGCCUAUGGAGCCAGAAGAUAUUCAGUCCUCAGCCAAACUUUCUAUAGAGCAUUAUGUCUAUUGCUACUUAUAUCCAUACCCAUCUCGAUUCUUUGGCUAAAUGUUGAGCCCAUAUUUUUACGCUUAGGCCAAGAUCCUGAAGCUACAAAAGUCGCCAAGGUUUACUUGGUUGCCUUCAUUCCUGAACUGCUAGCUCAGUCAUUUCUCCAUCCAAUGAGGACUUUUCUAAGAGCCCAAGGCAUAAACACUCCUCUUACGAUCGCUGCUAUAUGUGCAGUCCUCCUCCACCCUUUGAUCAACUACAUUUUCACAAUAUAUUUUGAGUUAGGGGUGAAAGGGGUUGCAUUAGCCCUUGCUUGUAAUACGUUCAAUCUAAACCUGGGAUUGAUAAUUUAUAUGGUGAUGUCAGAAACUCCUUUGAAACCUUGGCAUGAUGUUACCAUUGUGUCAGUCUUCCAAGGCUGGCGGCCAUUGUUAGCGCUAGCACUGCCUAGCCUCCUUUCGGUGUGCUUGGAAUGGUGGUGGUAUGAGAUCAUGUUGUUCCUUUGUGGCUUACUCGACAACCCAAAGGCUAGCGUUGCAGCAAUGGGCAUCCUCAUUCAAACAACAGGCUUAUUAUAUAAUUUCCCAUUCUCACUAAGCAACAGCAUUUGUACGAGAGUGAGUCAGGCUUUGGGUGCUGGCCGACCAUCCUGUGCCCAUCGGGCCGCCACCAUCGGUCUCCUCAUGGCCUUUGCGUUUGGCCUCUCAGCCUUUGCUGUGAUGACAGUCCUGAGAUCAUGGUGGGGAAGGUUGUUCACUGAUGAGCCACAAAUCCUUGAUUUGAUCUCCACUGUGCUUCCAAUUCUGGGGUUAUGUGAAGUUGGCAACUCUCCACAAACAGCAGCUUGUGGUGUCUUAACAGGAACUGCACGUCCAAAAGAUGGUGUUCGCAUAAAUUUAUGUUCGUUUUACCUUGUUGGAUUGCCGGUUGCAAUUCUCACCACUUUCACAUUCAAAAUCGGGUUCGAGGGUCUAUGGUUUGGGCUUCUAGCAGCACAGAUAUCAUGUGUGUGCAUGAUGGUGUACACAUUGGUUCGAACCGAUUGGAAGCACCAGGCUAAGCGGGCUAACGAGCUCACCAUAGCUGCAGCAGGAAAAGAUGAUUUGGAAACUACCCUACUUACCUCUGAUCAUUGA